This is a messenger RNA of Staurois parvus, 261 nucleotides long. NCBI's taxonomy places the organism in Eukaryota, Metazoa, Chordata, Amphibia, Anura, Ranidae. The record is from the annotation of a GenBank genome assembly.
AGCUUUACUCUGCACUUCAUUUCAAUUACACAGCUCUAUCUCCUUGCUCAGACAACUACCAACAAACAUGAUAAAUAUUCAGGCUCAGGGCGGACUGACAACUCAUGGGGCCUCCGGACAAUAGGGGAUCAUGGGGCCCCUGUGUCCUUGCCCAAACUCAAAAAAGCCUAUGAAAAAGGUACUAGGGGCAUCUCAUGGGGCCCCCUACUGACCCCGGGCCCUCGGGCAGUGCCCGAGUUUCCAAAUGGUCAGUCCGCCCCU